Molecule: messenger RNA, 2427 nt
Organism: Cavenderia fasciculata
Lineage: Eukaryota; Evosea; Eumycetozoa; Acytosteliales; Cavenderiaceae
Exons: 7
Coding region: 1-2427 (808 amino acids)
Source: RefSeq, a predicted model, not a curated record
AUGGGGGUAAGCAAAGCUGCAGCCAACGAAAGUUGUUUCGGUAUAGGUUGGAUUGAAGAUGAUGUAGAUGAUGAUCUCCAACCGAUCGGUGCUAUCCAAGCUUGCAGAUCAAGAGCAGAGGAGAGCAGAGUUGGACGAUAUCGAUCGAUAUGUUUAAUGCGUGUUAUGUGUGUUCGCGCAUACGAGUUCAAAGAAUUUAUUGUACUUUGUAUUAAUAUUUUACCUCAAAGUUGUGGAUCGGUUGGGUUAGAGUUAAAGGUAGGAGUUGGCUAUGCAUUGCCAAUAAAAAUCGGAACAGGCGUAUAUUUUGGUGGAGAUGAUACUCGAACCAAACCACCACCAACCACAAGACAACAACCCAAUGUAAAUCAAACCUACACUAUCGAUAAACCACUCGACGUAUCUGGAAAUGCCACAGUAGGACCUACGUCAUCUGUAAAGAUGAACUGUGUAGGCAGAAAAUGUUAUCAAUUGGAUCUUUUUAAUAUUCUCGGAGUGGUUGAUGUGGUUGCAUCGACGGUACUACAAAUCACUCAACAAUUGGUUCUUGCAACAUCUGGUACACUUAAUAUAAAUUCGGAUUGUCAAAUUGAUGCAGCCAAUUCAUUGGUUCAAGGUGACUUUCAAGUAUCUGCACAAACAACAUUCAACAAUACAUUGACAGUAUCAAAUAAUGGUACAAUGCAAGUAAACAACAAAACACUUAGUGUAAAAACUGUUAAUAUGGAUCGAGGAAAUAUAAAUAUUCUAAAAGACGCUCAAUUAACCAUAGACAAUGAAAUUGAAUUAAAAAAUAACUCAAUCAUUUCAAAUUCAAAUGGUAUUAUUAUUUCAAAUAUUAUUAAUAAUUUAAGUGGAUCAUUAUUAAUUAAUAGUGGAAUAUUUAAAUCAAAAACAUUAAAUUGUAAAUCACCAUUUGAACAAAUUAUCAAAGGUGGAUCAAAUGUACAUUUAAAUAAUUUGUAUAUUGAUCAAUUGUCAUAUCUAACAAUUCAAGACUCUACACUAAACGAUGAAACUACCAACGACGAUGAAGAACCUCUAGAAUUGGGUAUACUCAAUUUAAUCAAUGGUCAUUUAAAUCUUUUAAAUUCAAAAUCAAAUUUAAAUUAUCAAAAAAUUGAUUUAAGUGAAUCAACAAAAUUUAAUUUUAUAAAAUCAAAUAUACAAUUAAAUAGUAAAUCAUUUAAUUUAUUUAAUCAAUCGAAAAUAUUAUUAAAUAAUAAUACACAAAUUACUAUAUCUGGUCAAUUUGGUUGUUUUGAUGAUUCAUCAAUCAUUGGUCAAGAUAGUCAUUUAACAUUUGAUGAUGGGUCAACUAGGUUGGAUGGAUCGACACAUCAAAUGAAAAAUACUAUUUUAAAGGUACUUGAAAAUGCACAAUUAUCAAUUGGUGGUACAACGGAGAUUGGUGAAUUAUCACAACUAUUUAAUCAUGGUAAAAACCUAAUCAUCGAUGACAGUGGUCAACUAUCGAUUUCAAAUAGUGAUUUUAUAAAUACCAAUUCAUUUACUCUAAAUGGUCAAUUAAAUAUGAAUGAUCGACAAUCUCAAUUUAUCAAUUCUCCAACUGGUACUGUUCAAAUACUAUCAAAUAUCAUAUCAACAGAUGGUGUAUUUAAAAAUAAUGGUAAUUGGAUUAAUUCUCAUACAACUAAUCAUAUAAAUAAUUUUGAUAAUAGUGAUGGAGGUAGAUUAGAAUUAAAAAAUUCCUACUUUUAUUUAAAUGAAUUAAAUUGUUUUGGAGGUCAUAUUAUUUUAGAUCAAUCUAAAAUCAAUUCAACAAAGGAUAUAGUAUUACAAGCAGGUUCAAGUCUACAAGGUAAAGGUACAAUUGAAACUACAACGUUUGACCAAAGAAAUAGUACAAUAGGAUCAAACCAUUCAAUUUCACAAUUAGAAUUUACUGGUGAUUUAAUUCAAUCAAAUGAUUCAACUACUAUUAUUUUAGUAACUGAUAAAAAUAAUUCAAAUGUUAAAGUGAAUGGUAAUUUUAGUGUAGAUGGUGAAUUAAUUAUUUAUGUUGAUAAUAAAAGAUUGAGGAAUGGUGCUGGUUCUGAACAUGGAUCUUUUGAAAUUGAAAUCAUUACUAGUAACUCUGUAAUAAGUGGUGACUAUAGAAAUGGUAUCAAGAUUAUUGAAUACGAAGGACAAGUAGUUGAUGAUCCAUGUAAAUACAAGGUUCAGAAAAAAGAAAGAUCAUUUGCAAUGUUGGUCAAUUUGGAUCAAUCGUGUAGUUCAUCUAGUCAAGAAGCAUCCAAAGCAUUGUUUAAAGAUACAAAAACAAAGAUUGGUUUAUUGGUUGGUGUAUUUGGUUCCAUUGCCAUCAUCUCUGUUAUUUGUACAGUCAUUAUCAUGAAGAGGCAUCAAAUCAAUACCUUUUUAAAAAUUAAACAACAAUCACUUAGACACAGUCGUGUAUUAUAA